This is a messenger RNA of Zeugodacus cucurbitae (melon fly), 1473 nucleotides long. RefSeq names its product tigger transposable element-derived protein 6-like. NCBI's taxonomy places the organism in Eukaryota, Metazoa, Arthropoda, Insecta, Diptera, Tephritidae. The transcript is spliced from 2 exons. The record is from RefSeq and is a predicted model, not a curated record. Gene Ontology annotation, molecular function: DNA binding. Bases 1 to 1473 code for a protein of 490 amino acids. Gene Ontology annotation, cellular component: nucleus.
AUGUCGCGUCGUGUUGUGUUAACAGCGAAACAAAAAAUUGCGGUUUUCAACGAUUUAAAGACUUCCAAAGACCGAAAAACCAUUGCUGCUAAAUAUAAAGUUAGCUUAAGCACUAUAUCGCGCAUUCAAAUCCAAGAGAACAAAAUCCGCGCCAUAACAAAUCCCAAUAGGAAACGGGAUAGGAAAGGCGCACACGUGAAUUUGGACAGAACCUUGUUGUCCUGGUUUAACCAAAUCCGGUCCCAAAAUGGAAUUGUUACCGGACCUGUCUUGCUUUCUAAAGCACAGGAAUUUGCGUUAAAAUUAAACGAAAGUUAUGUGCCAGACCGUAGUUGGUUGCAGCGUUGGUGCGGGCGAAAUGCCCUUAACUUCUCCAAGAUUUACGGAGAAGCUGGCGAAAAUAACGCAACAAGUGCAGAAGUUUUCACUACUAACCGUUUGCCUCAUAUUAUUGAAAAAUUUUCGCCGGAUUGUAUAUUUAAUGCCGAUGAAACCGGGCUGUACUACAAGGCGUUGCCAAAUGGAAGUUACAAAGGCAAGUAUGAGAAUCCAAAGGGAUUCAAAACUCAAAAGCAACGCCUCACAUUUCUGUUUCUAUGCAAUGCAACCGGCACGUAUAAACGUGCAUAUUGCAUUGGAAAGUCGGCUAAACCACGGUCUUUUAAAGGAAAACAGCUACCGCUGCCAUAUUAUAAUAAUAGAAGUGCUUGGAUGACGAGUGUUAUUUGGAAAAAGAUUCUAAUAGAUCUCAAUCAAAAUCUUGAAAAAGAUAACAAGCAGAUAUGUUUGAUUGUUGAUAAUGCUCCUUGCCACAAUACAGAUGAGAAAUUCUCAAACAUUACGAUUGAAUUUUUGCCACCAAAUACAACUGCCCUUAUACAGCCACUUGAUCAAGGUAUCAUCCACUCCUUUAAAAUGGAAUAUCGACAAAUACUAAUAAAAAAACAAAUUUGUGCGUUGGAGAAGGGCUUAUCUAUAGUUGAAUUCCUGAAAUCGCUCACUAUUUUGGAUGGUAUCAAUUAUGCAAAUCGCGCUUGGAACCUUGUUAAGCAGCAAACAAUUAGUAAUUGUUUCAAAAAGGCAGGCAUUGACAACAUUCAAUUCAUUACAGAUGAGAUUGCAGCCACAGAAGGCGAAAACUAUGAAUGGUGCACACUCGAUAAUGAAUACAUUCAAUGCGAUAAUGAACUUGUCUGCUUUGGAACCAUGUCGGACGAGGAUAUUGUUGCGGACGUAUUGGCCGUCAAUCAAAAUUCUACUGAAGAUGAGGAAGUGUUCGCGCAAUCUGAGGCUUGUAUUAAACACCCCUCAACGAAAAAUGCCUUGCUAAGCUUAGAUUCGCUGCGUGACUAUUUUUGUCAUAACAAUAUAGAUCCCUUAGAGGCUUUUGAAGAUAUUGAAAAUUUAAUCCUAGAGAGUUCUGAAAAACAGAAAUGCCAGAAGAAAAUAACAGAUUUUUUAAGUAAAUCUUAA